GGGAGUGUUGUAUGACAGCGACACCCUGUGCUCAAAGUCGGCUACUGCAUCCGGUGCUGCGACAUUCGAGGACUCUUAACGGAGAAUGGGAACGCCACACACUUCAGUUGAACUGCUUUUGUGGCGACGAACAAGAACAACCGACGCUCUGCACUUCACCGAAUACCGACAAUAAUCUUACUUUUUGUCUCCCAAACGGGAGUUGUGCUUUCUCUUUGUUCAGUUUGACUUUCUGUCUGCCCCCGUCGGUCGAAUCCUCACUUUUACAAAGGAGCACCCGAACGCACCACUUUUAAUGCUCAUUUCCAAAAUGGCGGACCCGACGACAUCGCCCGAGGACCACGGGAAGCACGCAGAUGUGGUGUUCGGUGACGGCGUCUUUGACCCCGGUUUCUUUAACGCCGCGAGGAAGGGGAGCACGGUGUCACGAGCCAACAGCAUCGGUUCAACAAGUGCCUCUUCAGUACCAAAUACAGAUGACGAGGACAGCGACUGCCGACACGAGACGUCACACAAGAACUCGUACAAAGAUCGGCGGCGACAAGCUCACACGCAGGCUGAGCAGAAGCGACGCGACACCAUCAAGAAAGGCUUUGAUGACCUGCAGUCGGUGGUGCCAACAUUCCUGCAGUCGGAAUCAGCGGUGGGAGCGCAGAAGAUCAGCAAGGCCGUCGUCCUUCAGAAAACCAUCGAGUACAUCAAUUUUCUCCACAAAGAGAAGAGGAAGCAGGAGGAGGAGGUUUCCCGCCUGAGGAAAGAAGUGACGGCGUUGAAGAUCAUGAAAACGAACUACGAGCAGAUUGUGAAGGCCCACCAGAACCACCCGCAGGGGGACAACCAAGUGUCGGACCAGAUGAAGUUCAACGUCUUUCAGAGCAUCAUGGACUCCCUGUUCGACUCCUUCAGCAACGCCGUGUCGGUCAACAGCUUCCAGGAGCUCUCGGCCAGCGUUAUCAACUGGAUCGAGGAACACUGCAAGCCGCUGAUGCUGAGGAAUUUUGUCAUCAGUGUCCUGCGACAGCUCAGCGGUCAGCUCUACUGACAUUGGCUCCUGGGACUUUGGGUGUCUCCACUGCCGCUGGACGACGUGGGUCUGAAGUCGUAAUGGUAUAUACGUGUUUUAUUUUCAUUUGUCUCAUUUGAAGCUGGUGUUUGAUAUUGUAACGUGUCGGGGGCGUCGGGUAGCCAGCACACAGACGCCAUCUUACAUCUUUUAAUGCUGCCAUCGUGAUGUUUUUGAAUAGUUUGUGGGCGGGUUUCUCUCUCUCAGGGUUAGAGACGCGGUGUGCCUAAUAUUGUGGCCAGUUAUUGUAUACAACAGACAGGAGGCACACACUGUAGGAGUAAAACCAAGUCAUUGCUACAGCGACGGCUAGCAACUUAUUUUUUAAUUAGCAUUUACUAAGACCGGGUUCUUAACACUUAAAAGCCACGGAUAUAACGUUUUUAAAUACGGUAGACCACAGCACGGUUAGCAUACAUGUUGUGUUCGUGAAAAGCUAGUUGUUGAGUUGUAAAGGAGACCAACAAGAUAGCACAUAGCAAUUCGAUAGCGUUGCUAACCAAUUAUUGUUUAUCAUUUAGCAUCAUUUCACAUUUUUAAAUUAAAUAGUUGGCUGUGCUGACACAAAGUGGUUUAUUUCCCCCGUUUUAACUUCUGGUGUGCCUCAGGAGUCUGUCCUAUGACCGCUACUAUUUCUAUACAGUAUAUCAAUACAUAUUCUCUUACGCGUUGGGAGUUAAAAUACGUAUAUUUUCAUAUCUACACGGCCUCGUUAAAGAACUGUUUAGUGCCUUGCUCAGUUGCCUCAAACUCAGGAGUGCUCGAGCACCAACCAGUCCCAACUAUCCGCUCAUCCGGUCCCUUUAAGCCAAGUCUUGGUUUGGAAUUUAGUUUUACGCACCUGCGAUAGUGGGGAGUGAAACUUUUUUUUUUUUUAAUAUUUAUAUAAUUUUGCUAGGAAACAGAAGCUCAUCUGCUUGUACAUCCGACAAACAUUUUGUAUUUGCUAAAUUAUUUUUGUCUUGCCGCCUGACAUUGCAUAUAUGUGUUGUAUGUGUUCUCUGUGUAUUACAGGAUGUUAAAUAAAUAUGCCAUUGUCUAAAUCAA
This is a messenger RNA of Doryrhamphus excisus (bluestripe pipefish), 2110 nucleotides long. RefSeq names its product MAX dimerization protein MLX (gene mlx). Gene Ontology annotation, biological process: regulation of transcription by RNA polymerase II. Lineage: Eukaryota; Metazoa; Chordata; Actinopteri; Syngnathiformes; Syngnathidae. Gene Ontology annotation, molecular function: DNA-binding transcription factor activity, RNA polymerase II-specific; RNA polymerase II cis-regulatory region sequence-specific DNA binding; protein dimerization activity. The record is from RefSeq and is a predicted model, not a curated record. Gene Ontology annotation, cellular component: nucleus.